This is a messenger RNA of Herpailurus yagouaroundi (jaguarundi), 1290 nucleotides long. It is a transcript of the gene CCDC74B, whose product is annotated as coiled-coil domain containing 74B. Bases 69 to 995 code for a protein of 308 amino acids. The transcript has 7 exons. NCBI's taxonomy places the organism in Eukaryota, Metazoa, Chordata, Mammalia, Carnivora, Felidae. The record is from RefSeq and is a predicted model, not a curated record.
AUGGCGACGCGGCACCAGGCCGGGGCAGCGACGGCAGAGGCGGCGGCAGAGGCGGCGGCAGCGGCGACAUGAGGGCGGGGGUGGCGGCGGCCGGGCAGCGGCCCCCCAGCUCGGGGAUCCCGGGCUCCCGGGGCACGUCGCGCCUGCGCCCGCCCGCCAUCCUCCAGCCCGCGCAGCACAGCACGCAGGUUGGGCUCAUCGAGGCGCAGAAGCGGGUCGUGGACCUGGAGAAGAGCCUGCGGUUCCUGCAGCAGCAGCACUCGGAGACACUGGUCAAGCUCCACGAGGAGAUCGAGCACCUCAAGCGGGAGAACAAGGAUCUCCAUUACAAGCUAAUAAUGAAUCAGAAGCCAAAGGAAGCCAACUCUCAAGGAAAGUCCAGGCCCUGGCCCAGCUUCUCCAAGAAGCAAGACUCAAAAACUGACAGUCCUCCGAAGACGGACCUGGAAGAGAAGACCCCAGCUGCUGCCCUGUUUCACAACAGCAAGCGGGACAAAGCCCCAGGGGUGCAGGGGCAGGCCAAAGAUGAAGAAGUGGAGACGUCCAGUGCAGCAGCCCCCUGGGUGGCAGGCAGCCAGCACAAGGGCAAGCAGCCCCCCGUGAUGAAUGUGCCCCUGCACCUGCGCAAGCCCACCACGCUUCAGCAAUGCGAAGUGGUCAUCCGCCAGCUGUGGAACGCCAACCUCCUGCAGGCCCAAGAGCUGCAGCACCUCAAGGCCCUCCUGGAAGGGAACCUGAGGAGGCCCAAGGCUGCAUCUGAGGAGGCCCGCCCCAGCUCUCCCAAGGACCAGGAGGCCCUUCACCAGGGAGCCAUGCAGCUCCCCAAGGUCCCCACCAAGGGCGUCCCCAAGAAAUGCCUGAUUCUGAGCCCUAUGCCCGUGGCAGAGCGCCCCAUCCUGCCCGCGCUGAAGCAGACCUUGAAGAGCAACUUUGCUGAGCGGCAGAAAAGGCUGCAGGUGGUGCAGCGCCGGCGGCUGCACCGCUCUGUCCUUUGAGGCGGGCGCCACGUGUCGGCGUCUGCAUGCCAGGUCAGGGCCAGGCCAAUGCCCUACAGCUGGAGACGCUAACCCUCUCUAGAUAGCGCUUCAAAAGAAUUCGAACACGUUUAGGCCCCGCGAAAUUCCAGAUAAGCAAAGUUCAUGGCAGAUAAAGUACUUGGUUGCUCUCAGAACCGAGACACUAUUUUCUUGCUCGGUAUUUUGCUAUUCUGCAUUUACACAAAAACACAUUAAAUAAGUAUGACCCUACCUGUUGAAGACUGGAAAUAAAGCUCGUUUCUCCACUUGUGAA